AUGCGUGGGUUAUCGGCUCUCUACUGUCUGGCAUGCGAGCGGGAGGGCUGUCUUUCGAACUCGGACUUUGUGAGGAUGUGCAGAGCCCUUGACACGUCGGAGGACUGUCCGACACAUUUGGAUUUUCACGAGACUUAUUUGGGCGACGCAGGGGCGGCAGCGGUCCUUCGCACGGUGGCGAUUAUGCGAUGGGUUCGAAGCGUCGAUCUACGCGAUAGUGGGGCAGGGACGAAGGCUGUGGCGGCGUUGGUGGCGGUUGCCGAUGAGCACCCGAGCCUGCGUUGGGUGGACCUGCGUGGCGGAAGCAACGACGUGUUCGCGAUGUCAGGGCGGCGGUUGCUGGCAGUGUUGGGCCGUUGUCCGAUGUUGGUAGUUCACGCCAACUACGACGAUCUUCCUGCGACGAUGGCGCACAGGCUGCGGGCGGCCAACGGCCGUAAUCAGCAGCGGCAGCAGGAGGAGGCAGCCGCAAUUGAAGCAGAAAAAAUGGCCUACUUGCCGGUGCUAGACUCACUUCAAGGUGAGGGUCGCGAGGAGGAUCUCUUCUACCUACCCACGCAUGACCCCGUUGGAUGCCCGCUCUACAGCGAAGACGCCAAUCUACUGCACCUAGUGGAGAGCCUUAACACAUACAUGGAGGACUACUUGGAGAGCUACCAGUACGUUGGUCGGGUGGCAGCGCAGUUGGCAGUCGACCUGGGCGCGGCGAUUCUUCCAUGCAUUCGUGCAACCGCUGUUGCCGUCCCACCAACCGCGGCGACAGGUACGGGGCGUGUGUAUCCCAGCGAUGUCAAGGCAAUGGUGCGGGCGGUGGAUGCCCUUCUUGGUGGAUUGCGUGUGAACCCGUUUCUUCUUGAGGAAUUGAUUGCUACUAGUGGACCCAUUUUGGAGAUGUAUGUGACAAAACUGAGGGAAACACGCGGGGAGUAUGAGUCUCUGGUGGCAGCUCGCCUGGGAUUGUUUCCCUCCCACCGAGAACGAAGUCUGGUAGUUGAGAUGCGGCCCUUGUACAACCGUAUAGUUGCGGCACUUGUUCAGCAGUCCAUGACGAAGCUGCCGUCGAUGUGUCAGGUGGAGGAGCACUUGCGUCGCGUGCGCAUCGAGGUGUUAAACCGACUUCUGGAGGGAAGAGAACGCGUGCUUCCGGUUCUACUCACGCAGGUGCAGUACUUCGCGUACAACCGUCCCACACAGGCAAGCAAGUGGGCGGAGGCCUAUGUAAGGAAAAAAGAGGCCUUGCCGCAGGAGCUGGGGAAGGUGGAGAUAGACCGCGAAACAGAAGAGGCGCACGACGAUGACGUUGCUGCUGCAUCACCCGACGCCCUACAGAAGCGCGGCAACAUGUGCAUAGAGGCUAUGCGUGAGCUCCGUGAAGUGCUGCAGGACCCCUACACUGCCGCUCGCUACUCUGUCACAAGGCCGCUGUUUGAAGUGCUUCCAAUGGAAAUACGAGUGUUUCUCUGCGACUUGGUGUUGAGGCGUGCGGCAUUGCUUUACACUCCGACCAUAUUUUUAAUGGAGAAGAAGGCGCAGCCACCGCGACGGAAGUUAGAAGAUUGGCUGCCGACGACAAAUACAGACGAUCCGUUUGAUAUUGUCCGCAUCUUUGAACGGGUUCGCUGCCGAAGAGAACUCUCAGAGGUGCUCUGUGCCUUUGAGGAGUGGUACCGACUGCGUCAGGUGGAGUGCUACGAUGUAACGCACGUCAGUCGACAAGAACUGCUGUCAAGAGUGCAGCGUAUGUAA
Messenger RNA from Trypanosoma rangeli, 1746 nucleotides. RefSeq lists its product as uncharacterized. The coding region runs from base 1 to 1746 and encodes 581 amino acids. The record is from RefSeq and is a predicted model, not a curated record. The transcript has a single exon. NCBI's taxonomy places the organism in Eukaryota, Euglenozoa, Kinetoplastea, Trypanosomatida, Trypanosomatidae.